Phytophthora infestans T30-4 is the source of this 2451-nucleotide messenger RNA. Its product is annotated as DNA mismatch repair protein Msh2, putative. Gene Ontology annotation, cellular component: MutSalpha complex; nucleus. The record is from RefSeq and is a predicted model, not a curated record. Gene Ontology annotation, molecular function: ATP-dependent DNA damage sensor activity; ATP binding; mismatched DNA binding. Gene Ontology annotation, biological process: mitotic recombination; mismatch repair. The transcript has a single exon. NCBI's taxonomy places the organism in Eukaryota, Oomycota, Peronosporomycetes, Peronosporales, Peronosporaceae. Bases 1 to 2451 code for a protein of 816 amino acids.
AUGGACCGGGAGGACGAUGAGGCUGCGUCCGUCGAGAUGCUGGAAGAAGCGCAGGCGGAGUUGGCGCUUCAGAUCCGCAACGAGAAGCACCUGAAGCAGGUUGGCGUGGCAGUUCGUCGGCCUCGCGCUCGCACGUCUUGUGUGAAGGGUCAAGCCGACGAAGACACUAAGCAAUGGGAGCUGCUGCUCUUCUCCUUCUCGGACUCGAGUGAGCUGGCCAACCUCGAGUCGCUGCUAGUGCAACUAGCGCCCUCCACAUGCUAUCUAUCGGCGGAACUGGAGCAGUCACAGGGCGUGGGUGACAGCAAGAAGUUGCAUGCGCUUCUGCAGACUCACGAAGUGGCUGCUGUCUACAUGAAGAAGCAGCUGUUCUACGACGUGAGCGGUGUCGAGACCAACGUCGCUCGGCUACUUGGAGCCAGUACAAUGGCCGAGUAUAAGGAUGUACUGGCGUCCAAGAUCACAGCAGGCUCGCUGGCUUGUUUGAUCGAGGCUCUGGGCGUCAUGACUGACGCCCAGUCCUUCGGCUGCUACACACUGAAAGAGGGGAACCUCUCGUCUGCCAUGCAACUGGACAGCGCUGCUGUCUGGUCGCUCAACUUGCUGCCAGAGCCAAGCUCCACGACAACUGGAGUGGUAAGCUUCGGAGGUAGCGUUCUGGAGAUUCUGAAUCGAGGCAAGACACCCAUGGGGCGUCGCUUGCUAGAGCGCUGGAUCCGACAGCCGCUACUGGAUGUCAAACAGAUCGAGACUCGACAGAGCCUUGUGCAGCUCUUCGUGGACGACUCGUCCUUGAGGAUGGAACUGUUGGACGAAUGCAUGAAAGCUCUACCGGAUUUGGGACGACUGGCGAUCAGUCUCGAAAGGAAGAAACAUGCCAAAAUUACAGACCUAGUGAGUGUGUACGAUGCGGCGGUUGGUGCCAUGCCGCGUGUGCUGAAGCUUCUAAAGGCAACAGAGGCUGGUGGAGAUAACGACUUGGCUACACUUGUUAAGGAGAAGUUUGCUACUCCGUUGGAAAAAGUGCUUGCCGACCUGGAAGGGUACACGGACCUCGUGAAGGAGGUCGUCGACUUAGAUAGUCGCCCAACUCUUGUGGUGAACGCUAAGCACGAUGAGAAUCUCCAGGCGUUGCGAGACGAAUGGGACGGCAUCCUUGCGGAUAUUGAAGAGGAGCACCGCAAUGCUCUUGAUACGAUUGGUGGAGAUAUCAAGUGUGAGAAGGACAAGGUUCGUGGCUUUGCUUUCCGCGUCGUCAACAAGAAGGAAGAAGCUCGCCUAUCCAAACUGUCCUAUGUCCACAUCUGUCAAGUACUCGUGAGCGGCGUCCAAUUUACGACUACCAAGUUGAAGGCCCUUGCUACGGACUAUCACCGUGUGCGCGGUGAAUACGAAGAACGACAAUCUCACUUACUUAGUGCAGCGAUCGAUGUGGCCAGCACAUACGUACCUGUUCUCGAAGCCGCAACUGCUACACUAGCAGAAUUAGACGUGCUACUUGGGUUCGCCCACGCUGCAUGCCACGCUGGUUCAGGCUACUGCCGCCCUACACUGGAACAGGACGGUGAGUGUAUUGUAUUGACUAGUGCACGACACCCGUGUGUGGAACUUCAGGACGGUGUCGACUUCAUACCAAACGACUACAACUUCGUGCGCGAAAGAUCACGUUUCCAACUCGUGACCGGACCAAAUAUGGGUGGCAAGAGUACCUACAUUCGCCAACUGGGCACAAUUGCAGUGAUGGCACAAAUUGGUAGCUUCGUUCCAGCUGAGGUUGCUCGACUGCCUGUGUUCGACAAGCUGCUAGUACGCGUUGGUGCUGGUGACCUGCAGCAGCGAGGCGUAUCAACGUUCAUGCUAGAAAUGCUAGAAGCGUCUGCAAUUCUGCACAAGGCCACAGAGCGUUCACUUGUGAUUAUUGACGAAUUAGGUCGAGGCACAUCCACCUAUGAUGGCUUUGGAUUGGCGUGGGCGAUUUCUGAGUAUCUACUCACCAAGGCACGCUCCAUGUGUCUCUUUGCAACACACUUCCACGAGUUGACGGCGUUGAAGCUGGAGCACCCUCACGGUUUCGCUAACAAGCACGUUACUGCCGUUGCCAGCGACCGGGAGAUUACUAUGGUAUACCAGGUGCGAGACGGGCCGUGUAUGCAAAGUUUUGGUGUACACGUGGCCUCAAUGGCAGGAUUUCCGAAGUCAGUCAUAGAGUGCGCCCGACUCAAAAGCCAGGAGCUUGAGGGAUUCGAGCGCGCUGUGGGUAGUCAAGAAACCACUGGAGCCAAAAGAUCUGCUGCGGAUGCGCUGCUCACCGAUAGCGAAUCCCCUUCGAAGGUAUUUGUAUCGGAGAAGGGGUUCCUCACUGCAUUUGCAGCUCUGCCUCUCGACAAAAUGGAACCUGCUGAGGCAUUUGCUGCUGUUCGUAAGCUUGCCCCACAACAGGACCAUAAUUAA